AUGUUUCGCGCAACCAUCAUUCCUCGUCUCCAGGAAAGCUUGGCAAGCACUGCCUUAGGCGACUGCUCCUUUCUUGAGCUAACGAUUUUCAUCAUCUCCCUCGCAAUCACUUUGGGAUCGUUUCGAGCAGUUUACCUGGUCUACUUCCAUCCAUUGGCAUCUUUUCCUGGACCCUACAAAGCGAUUUUCUCAAGUUGGUGGCAAUACCCGUUGAGCAAGCAUGGGAAAAUUGAAGAAGUUCUCGAGCACCUUCAUCGGACAUACGACACGCGCGUACUACGCAUCGGUCCAAACGAGCUACACAUCACCGAUCCCACGCUUUACCACACCAUCUACUCGCAACGCUAUACGUUCCCUAAACAAAGGUCUUUCUAUGAUGCUUUCAACACGCCCCAUUCCGUUUUUGUAGAGCAUGACGGAGAACUGCACCGUGCGCGACGGAAGCUACUCAGCAACUUUUUCUCGAAGUCAUCUGUACGAGCCAUGAACAAGAUCUUGCUCGCCAAGGUCACCAUUAUGUGCAACAGAAUAGAUGAGAUGAAAGGAAAUGGCGCGAUCAAUCUGUAUCACGCUUUCAGAUGUCUAACGGUAGACUUCAUUACCGAAGUUGCUUUCGGAGAAUCCUUCAAUCUGACUAUCGAGUCUGAAGACAACACAUUCAACACACCUUUCAUUGAAUGUUUUGACCUGGCUUCAGAAUCGCUAUGGGACCUGUUGUUCUUCCCCUUCAUCCGAACCAUCGUUAACAAAUGUCCGCCCGCUGUCGCAGCAAGACUUAGCGAGCCAGCAGCGAAGUUCCAGGGCCUCAUUCGUGCGGUUGCUGCUACAGUAGCCAACUUCAGACGUUUGAAAAGUUCCGGUAAAUGCCUGAACCGUGAGAUCGUGUUCGAUGCCAUGCAGCAUCUGGACGAUGAGCUGGUGCAGGCUGAAGCUUCGGACAUCUUGAUUGCAGGAUCUGAUACAACGGCUACAACCCUCGCAAUUGCCGUCCAAGCAAUUAUAGAGAACCCGACAAUAUUCACUAAUCUGAGGAAUGAGAUGAAGGACGCUGGUAUUACGGCAGAACACGAUUUUGACCUUCUUAGACUCGAGCAACUUCCAUAUCUGACUGCUUGUGUAAAGGAAGCAUUGCGCUGCGCUAUGGCAGUGCCUGGAAGACUUCCGCGAGUUGUACCGAACGGAACGAAACCACUCGUCGUUGACGAGAAGGUCAUCCCCGUCGGAACCAUUGUCGGCAUGUCUGCCUACUCGAUGCACUAUAACGAGAGCAUUUGGGGCGAAGAUGCCAGAGUAUUCAACCCAUCCCGAUGGCUAGUUGCAGAUGCAAAAGAUUUGGAGAGGUAUCUCGUAACUUUCUCCAAGGGUGCAAGGCAGUGUCUCGGAAUCAACAUUGCAUAUGCGGAGAUCACACUCACGCUCGCAAUGUUAGUUGCAAGAUUUCGCUUCACGAUCGACGAAACAGUGACGGAGUCCGAUGUCAGACAGCUAGACUACUUUGUUAGCGCGUUCGAGGGGACGGGUAUCCGUACUUACGUACAUGAGGACAAGUUGUAG
Alternaria arborescens is the source of this 1554-nucleotide messenger RNA. RefSeq lists its product as hypothetical. NCBI's taxonomy places the organism in Eukaryota, Fungi, Ascomycota, Dothideomycetes, Pleosporales, Pleosporaceae. The coding region runs from base 1 to 1554 and encodes 517 amino acids. The transcript has 4 exons. Gene Ontology annotation, molecular function: oxidoreductase activity, acting on paired donors, with incorporation or reduction of molecular oxygen; heme binding; iron ion binding. The record is from RefSeq and is a predicted model, not a curated record.